AAUAGGUUUGUUUUUGUUUGGCUAAACCAAACCGUAGAGGAUAAUAAAGACCUGACCCGGACUCAACUAAUAUACUAUAUUCUUCGCUUAACAUUAGUGAUCGUCGUCUUUAUUCUUCUUUCUUUUUAGUUUCGUCAAUUCAAUCAUAUUUCUUAGAUUUUCUGAAGGGGUUCGGUUCAAUUGUGAUAGAAGAACAAGAUGUGGGCAGCCUCCUGCCUUGCUUCAUGCUGUGCAGCAUGCGCUUGUGAUGCAUGUCGCACUGUGGUGUCUGGUAUCAGCAGGAAGUCAGCUAGGAUUGCGUAUUGUGGGCUCUUUGCUCUCUCUUUAAUUGUUUCAUGGAUUCUUCGUGAAGUUGCUGCUCCCCUAAUGGAGAAGAUUCCUUGGAUUAAUCAUUUUCAUCAGACGCCUGACAGGGAGUGGUUUGAAACAGAUGCUGUGCUUCGAGUUAGCUUGGGAAAUUUUCUCUUUUUCACUAUUUUGUCAAUUGCGAUGAUUGGUGUGAAAACUCAAAGAGAUCCUCGUGAUGGUUUGCAUCAUGGUGGAUGGAUGAUGAAAAUCAUCUGCUGGUGCCUUCUGGUGGUUUUUAUGUUUUUCCUCCCGAAUGAGAUUGUCAGCUUCUAUGAGUCUAUAUCAAAGUUCGGUUCAGGAUUAUUUCUUCUUGUUCAAGUUGUUCUUUUAUUGGAUUUUGUGCACAAAUGGAAUGACACAUGGGUUGGAUAUGAUGAGCAGUUCUGGUAUGUUGCUCUACUAGUCGUUUCCCUUGUUUGUUACGUGCUGACCUUUGGCUUCUCGGGACUUCUUUUCCAUUGGUUCACACCAUCCGGUCAUGACUGUGGGCUCAACACUUUCGUUAUAGUCAUGACCUUGAUUUUUGUGUUCCUAUUUGCUGUGGUUGCCCUGCACCCUUCUGUAGGUGGCAGUAUUUUGCCAGCUUCGGUUAUAUCUUUGUAUUGCAUGUACCUUUGCUACAGUGGACUUUCAAGUGAACCAAGGGACUAUGAAUGCAAUGGUCUCCACAGGCAUUCUAAAGCUAUAUCCACCAGCACCCUUACCCUUGGUCUGCUUACCACUGUUCUAUCAGUAGUAUAUUCUGCAGUGCGUGCUGGAUCUUCUACAACUCUGCUUUCUCCACCAAGUUCGCCUCGUGCAGGAAAGCCUUUGCUUCCAAUGGACAGCAAAAAUGAGGAGCCAGAAGAAAAGGAAAAGGCUAAGCCGGUUUCAUAUUCAUAUGCCUUCUUCCACAUAAUAUUCUCUCUUGCAAGCAUGUAUUCGGCAAUGCUUCUGACUGGGUGGUCUACCUCAGUAGGGGAAAGUGGGAAGCUGGUGGAUGUUGGUUGGCCGUCUGUCUGGGUUAGGGUAGCAACAGGGUGGGCAACCGCAGCUCUAUACAUAUGGUCUCUUGUUGCCCCAAUUCUGUUCCCAGACAGGGAGUUCUAAGCCCUACAAAUAAAACCUUCACGAACAAUUAUCAUCAAAAGUACUAGUCUAUAUGUGUGAUGCAGCUUUCUGAGUCCCGGACACCAGUGUGCUUGUGAAACAUGCUAAAUUCCUGAAUGGCGUAUCUGCUUUGUUUCUGAUAUUUGUUGUUUGAAUUCAUCUGAGAAUAUUUUAUAUUAAUGGUGUCUACCUUCUCCAAA
Messenger RNA from Mangifera indica (mango), 1637 nucleotides. Its product is annotated as probable serine incorporator. The transcript has 7 exons. The coding region runs from base 199 to 1437 and encodes 412 amino acids. Gene Ontology annotation, cellular component: membrane. NCBI's taxonomy places the organism in Eukaryota, Viridiplantae, Streptophyta, Magnoliopsida, Sapindales, Anacardiaceae. The record is from RefSeq and is a predicted model, not a curated record.